AAGAGAGGAGCUUUUCUACACAGAGUGCUACAAGCCACCAUUUCUUUGUUACUCCUGAGGAAUGCAGGAGAGGAAAUCAAAGCUUUCUCUAUUCUCUUGGCAUCCUUCAGCUGGUUAUAUUGUUGCACUCUUAUGUAACAUAGCAUGGAUAUGCAUGCCACCACACCAGUACUCUUGAUCAGUGCUGGUGCUGAAGCGUGUUAGUCACAGAGACGAUCACACACUUGCAUGCAUACUUGCAAGCCACUAGGGUUUUUCUUACUCUAACACACUUGCACUCAGAUGCUCACAUGAACCGUAGCCAGCUCUGUGAUGCUAUCUCCCUGUAGUGGCAAUGCAGUUCUGCAAAGACUAUUUCUGCAAGCCUUGUAGCGCAGCCGUCACCUCCCCUCAGGAGGACAUGGAAUAUAGGAUGGGGAGCUGCAUCGGAGUCGCACACAACCAGACUGAAGUUCAUAGUGAGAAGAUCAGUCCUGAGGGGGAGAAAUCCACCAGCGCAGAGAAUGGAGUAGUCCAGACUGAAGUGCAAUCUCCAUUCCACAGUCUCAGUCCCGUGGCGGAGGAAGACACACAAACUCACGAGGACGGAAGCAGAAAAGAAGAGGAACUAGAGUUUCCCCAUGACCUGCUGCCCAGCAUAGAUCUGAGCACUGAGCUCAACCUCACCUGGGGAGCUUCAUUCAGCCAAAAUGGAGCAGCAGUUUCCAAAGAGAACGCAUCUCUUCUGCAACUCCAGUCAGCUGGAACGAUUCAGGAAAAUGCACCAUCACACCAGUCCUCAGCAACGCUGCUGGACCGUGAGCUCCAAGAAGCCAUUCAGGAAUGUGAGGAACAAAUAGCCUCAUUUGGCAUGUCCUCACACUCAAUCAGUUCAUGCAGUACAGAUCAGAUUGGCAGCCGUUUGUCAGAGGCCAUGUCUGCAACUGAUGAUGAGGAAAUCAAAGGUGCAAAAAUCAGGGAGGAUCCCAUGUCAUUUCCAAUUUUACUGGCAGACUCUCAAACAGGAUGUUACCAGAGUUGCCAUGGAGAUGUUGGAGCACAAGCUACUGAUUUAGCAUCUUUUACAGAGCAGCCUGUGUUUUGCUUUAGAGACUAUAUACUAGGGAAAACACAGCCAGAGCAGGCCACGGUUCAAUAUCCCAAAGAACACAGUGAGAAAUUGCUCAGUGAACCAAUGAAUGAAUUUCAGAUAAUGGCUGAAAGGGAAACAAACACUGACUCAACAAAAUCUGCAGAUAGAAAUGAACACUUAAUAGAACAUGAUUCAACAGCAGAGGCAGUUAAAGAAACUGAAUUAAAUGAAAUACAUGAAAUACAAGCACAGCCAGAAGAUGUCAGCUUAGUAGAUUUCAAAGACUCUGCAAAUGAGGAGGAUCAGACUAUAACAUAUCCUGUGGAAAAAACACCAGAACCUGGCACACAGAUUAUAACCACUACAGCCAUGGAUAAAACAUCACUAAAAGAAUUUAUAACAGAAAAUGUUUUUGAGUGCAAUUGGAAAGAGCUUAACACACAGCCAUUGCUGGAAUCAGAGAAGAAGGCACAAAGUAUUACUAAAACAAAGGCUCAGUCAGAAACAAACCCUGAUCUUAAAACUGAAGAAGAUAAUCAGAUUGAGUUGUUAGACAAAAUUGGACAGAUGGAGCUUCUCUGCUCUUUACCUCCAGAGUCUCUAUCUAAUCAGGCUCAUCUUACUCCACUGGAGGCAACAACUGCCCCCACACUGGACCAUCUACAGACAAUUAAACAACAGGAUAUCAGUAUUGGGAAAGAUGGAUCAUGUAAGUCAAUAUCAGAACAUGCAACCCUAAACUUAAACUCAACAAGGGAAGCUGAACAUGAGAAAUGUGUAAUUACGGUAUCUACUGGUUGCACUGUGAUUGAUUUUAGAGAUGUUAAAGGCAAAACACAUGAGCAUGAAAAGGGAUGCAGUUCAGAGGCAUGUCCACUGGAAAAGAAGGAGGUGGAGGAGGAGGAGAAUGUGUUUUUUAUUGGCAGUGAAGCUGGCACACACACAGUGGUGCGGGGGAAAUCACACUCUCUGAGCAGUACUGGUACUAAAGGGAUAAAGACGGAGGAGGAGAGUGCCCUUGAGGAGGCUUCAGCAUCAGCCGUUGAUUUCACACCACCACUGAUGACAUCCACGAUGCCCGAAAUGAGAGAAUGCGAGGGAGUCGGAGAGAAAGGAACUGGAGAUUUGGAAAGAGUGAAGAUGACAGAGAAAGGAUAUUUAGAUGAACCCACAGAAUUACAGGAAACAAAUAAAUCUUUGUGUUCUCAUGGAAAGCCGAAUAAAAUCAUUGCAGCAGAAGUGCACUCAUUUUCGCUAAGCUUUCCACAGACUAAUAACUCACCUGCAAAGGAUGCUAAGGAGGCAGAAGCAGCAUCUGAGGUGAGAUGGAGCAGCAAGAUGCUACAAAACUCUGAAGAGAAUGAAGAGAAUGAAGAGAAGGGAGGAGGUCUGUUAGUUGAUUGCUCCCUGGGGAUGGACUCUCUCUCUGCAGCUGGUGAGAAAGAGACAGGCACAGCCAGUGUUAGGGACAUGACUGUGGUCGCUGCCUCUACAACAGAGUUUAACGAUGGAUGUGAUUGGAAGAGAAAGAGCUCUGAGUCAUUGGAGAAGGGAGGAGAGGGAGGAACAGAGGAAGGGAGAGGAAAAGAAAGGGGUGGAGCAGAGACUUUAUACAGAGAGCAGGCACUGUCCUUGACAGAGGCUAAAUCUUAUCCGCUCCAUGACAACGGCCUGAAACUGGUGCCACCGCAGCAAAAGGAUGAACUUGUCACUUUGACCACAGCAGACAUAGCUAACACAGCCUUGCCUUUGUUGACCAACAACAAAACAACCGCCAGCAGCUUAUACAACCCAUCCUCUCCUGACUUCCUCCCAAACAGCACAGACACAGAGAGCGAGGAAGCAUCAGAGAUAAAGGAUCGUAAGAAUAAGAGUUUGAAUGCGUUGGAUGAAAAACAGCCAGACAGCAAUAAUUUACAUUUGACAGCUGCUUCAGCAAAUCUUACUGCGCAGACCAGCUAUCAACAGGUACAGAAUACUUCAUCGACUCAAAUUGAGAUUAGCAGCACCCAACAGAACAAGGCGGGGACAGCAAAAGACACAAGCUAUAAGACUGAAAACCAGCAUCUAUCAUCUACAUCUCAGCUGGACAAGUGGAGCACCACUGCAAGUUUUAAUAAGGUGAAUAAAGGAACCGGGGGCUCUCAAGAAGACAUGCCACGCCAGGUGACUGGGUUUGCCUCUCUGCCACCACUAACAUUUCAUGAGAAUCUGUGGCACCCAGUAAGUGAGUCAAGCUUUAACUUUCAGGGGUUAUUUGGCAACAAAAAACCAGACCCACCUCAAAAAACAGCUUAUACCACAUGCGAAAGCACCAGUGUGGCUAAGGUGAGAGAGGAAAACAUGACUGUGAAUGAAAAUCCUGAAAAGCAGAUUGAUGUAAAAAUAAUACAUGAUUUAAAAGAUAAAACUGCUAAUAAUCUUGCAAUGAGUGCUGAAGAGUUACUGAAGAAUGUGAGAACUAAUGAUCCUGACAAGACUCAAGAAAAGGAGGAAACUUUAAUAUUCACCCGAAGCACUCUGGAGCAUAAACCUCCAUUAGAAGAUACUAAUGAAAACAGAGUUAAACUUCAGGAUAAUGUUUUGGAAGAAAUUGGAAGUGAUAAGGUGAUAGGUCUUUCUGACCUUGUUCUUUCUAAUGAAGAUAGAAAUUCUGCAGUUGUGCUCACCACCAAAGAAGUGAACGAAAAAGUAGAUAAAUUAGGGGAAAGUGAUGUAAAGAAAUUUGUCAAGACCAUUUUCAGAACAUUCUGAGUGACAGUGUACAGGAGUCCAAGUUAGAGUCACAAGCUUCAGAAGGUGUUUCUCAGGAAUGCUGUAUAAAAUCUAAUGAACAACUAAUUUCUUGCACAGGAGAUG
Silurus meridionalis is the source of this 3931-nucleotide messenger RNA. RefSeq lists its product as uncharacterized. The record is from RefSeq and is a predicted model, not a curated record. The transcript has 3 exons. The coding region runs from base 335 to 3826 and encodes 1163 amino acids. NCBI's taxonomy places the organism in Eukaryota, Metazoa, Chordata, Actinopteri, Siluriformes, Siluridae.